CAAUGGCCUCACCUAUUCGGUCUGGCUCCAGUCUUCGCCUUUCCAUUUUCAUCACUCUAUAGAAUCGAAUCACAUGACAAAGCAGAGUGACUUUUCCGAUUGAAUCACAACAAAAGCGGAAAGUUUGGGAGAGAAAUGGAACACCCAUUCUUCAGCAACGCCAAUUCCAACCGGGCGGAGGCUCUCAGGUGGCUUUCCAUCGCCGAGAAGUUGCUGAACACCCGUGAUCUGUUAGGGUCCAGAUCAUUUGCGACCCGGGCCCGAGACUCCGACCCGACCCUGCUGCAGGCUGACCAAAUCAUAGCCAUAGCCGAUACCCUCAUCGCCGGCGAGAAGCGGAUUAACAACCAGCACUACGACUGGUACGCCAUCCUCCAAGUCCCUCCCAACCAGCGCCACGACACCGACUUCAUCGCCAAUCAGUACCACCGGCUCACUCUCCUACUCAACCCCAACAAGAACAACCUCUCCUUCGCCGAUCAGGCUUUAAGGCUCGCCGUCGACGCUUGGUCGUUGCUGUCUAACCGUUUCAGGAAGAACUUGUAUGAUGAAGAGAUCGGGUUCCUUCUGACCCUUAACCAGGAACCAGGUCCUCCUCCUGCUCCGAACGUGGUAUCUACUGCUCAACAGCCCGGCGCGUUUAAUGUUUUUCCCAACUCAAACAGAGAUCAACAGCAAAUGUUAUUUGCUAGCCCUGAGCAACGGUCAAUUGGCUCGGGGCAAUCGUUUCUGAGUAGAGACUCUGUUCAGGCUGUGACCUCUAUGCAGCAGCAGCAGCACUCAAGCUCGGGUAGAGGACAACAACAGCAACCAGCAAUGUUUUUCAAUCGAGACCAACAGCAACCGUUGACUUCUGUCCACGCCAUGAACAGAGACCCCACUCAUCAAACGGAAACCUAUAUGCCGAGCUCCGGUAGAGAACCUCAUAUGAUUUCCUUUGGGUCAAGCCCGGGUCAAGCAGAACAACCACAUGUAGCUUCCAUGCAAAGCCCCCUUACCGACCAUCUGAGGAACACACAGCCACCACAGCAAAACGAGGGUUCUGUAGGAAAAACUGAGAAUCUCCGUGGUAGUUCUAUUGAUAAUGCAAAUAAUGACAAGGAGAACGAAGUUAGAGUAGAGGAACCUAAGGUUGUCAUUCCUAGCUUUUGGACUGCUUGCCCAUAUUGUUAUAAUAUGUUUGAGUACCCUGAUGCAUAUAUAGACUGUACAUUAAGGUGUCGCAAUUGCAAGAUGGCAUAUCAGGCCAUAGCAAUUGCGUCGCCCCCUCCCAUUAUUGAUGGGAAAGAUGCUUACUUUUGCUGUUGGGGGUUUAUUCCCUUGGGCUUCUCUGUGGGAGAUUGGGAGAGAAAUAGAGAUCGAGCUACAAGCUGGAGUCCUUUCUCACCUAUGUUCAGUUGUCCUACAGGUGGGGGGAGAAAUGGGGAUAGUGGGGGUAAAACUGAAAAUAAUUCUGCCAUGGGGCUGAAGGUUGGAAACACUCCAGGCGGUUUUCAUAGUGCUGAGGCUCCUAAAGACGGUGCCGUCCAGAAGAAUGUGAAUGCAAGGAUGGAUGACAUUGAUGGUGGUGGUGGUGGUGGUAAUGAUGAUGGGCUUGUAGAACUAUCGGCAUCUGGUGGGGAAUCAGACAAUGAUUGGCAAGAUGAUACGAAGAGGAAGAAAUCAAAAGGCAUGAGAGGGAAUGGGGUAAAGACAAAGAAUCCGCCAGUCAGAAGUGUCCAGAAACAGCAUUUUGAUAAGGGAAAGAAUGGCAAACGUAAUUCAAUAGAUGGGUUGCAAGCUCAAGGUGGUGGCCGUGUCACAGUCGAGGCAUUUAAGAAAGGUCUUGUUGGAAAUACCAGGCGACACUUUGGUAGGAUUGCCAGAGACUAUGGGAAGUUGGACCUAAAUGUGGAGUUUAGUAAUGAGGGCGAAGAGCACCCACAUUUGAUGGGUGGACAUGGUCAUGGAUCAGGAAGGGGAGUGGAUGAUAACAUUGAAGGGAUUGGAUUUUUUGAGGGUCUUGAUGAGUUCCUAAGCAGUCUUCCGAUACUCAAUGUUGUUGGCGAGGAUAAGGUUAAGGUUGCUUAGUGAAACUAUCGGCAUUUCUAUGAUAGCUGUAACUCUAGCCUUUGCAUUUACAUUUUGUAUGCUUUGUGGUAUGGAACCAGGUAGGGUUACUUGGCCCACGUGACUUGAUGUAUUUUCUGCUGCAUUUUUUCAGCAAUCGUGUCCUUUUAUUUUGUAAUGCAAUAACAUUUUGUUUUAUUUUGCCUAUAAUCUUAAAAGGAAUGCUCUCCUCGGUUUCAACAUAAACAUUUUCGAGCCCAUGAAUUGGAGUCUGAUUCCCUCCCCCCUGUUAUAUCUG
This is a messenger RNA of Cuscuta europaea, 2347 nucleotides long. NCBI's taxonomy places the organism in Eukaryota, Viridiplantae, Streptophyta, Magnoliopsida, Solanales, Convolvulaceae. The record is from the annotation of a GenBank genome assembly.